UCAUCAGAUGAAAUCAUAAAGCGCAAGUUGUUAAUAGAGGGCAAUGGAGGCAAUGACGAGAAAAGGAUUGCCAACCUGCUAAGGACCUUCAUUAAGUGGUGCGACUUAAGUGAAAGUCCUGAAGAUAGUAAUGUGACCUACCAGAAGAUGUUGUCGACCUUAUCACAAUGUGAGUACGCCAUGUUCAAGUCAGAGCAGGUGUACAACAUGUGCUUGAAGGAACAGGAGAAUUAUAAGAAACUUAAUGAUGUCAUCGCGGACGAAAUCGAAAAGGCCGGAGCUCACAUAGAGAAGAGCAAAAUUGAAUUACAACAGGCCCUCAAUGUCAGGAGAUAUAAGGAGGAAUAUGAUGCAAUGGCAAAGGUCAUACAGCAGCACACUGAUAGGGGACAGCUGCAAAAAGAAUUGAAAAGCAUCGAAGAGGAACUGGUGGCUCUCGAGGAGACGAGGAAAUUGCAGAGGGAUAAGUUGGACAACAGAAGGAAACAGUUUUACGUUCUCAUUGCCAGCUGCCACGAACUUCAGAGACUUCUCAAAGGUUCAGAUCUUGGUUUAAUUAUUUUUAUACAUUAUUUUUUUGGCACUAAAUUAUAA
This is a messenger RNA of Helobdella robusta, 594 nucleotides long. RefSeq lists its product as hypothetical. Gene Ontology annotation, cellular component: THO complex part of transcription export complex. The transcript is spliced from 6 exons. Gene Ontology annotation, biological process: mRNA export from nucleus; mRNA processing. The annotation marks the transcript as partial. NCBI's taxonomy places the organism in Eukaryota, Metazoa, Annelida, Clitellata, Rhynchobdellida, Glossiphoniidae. The record is from RefSeq and is a predicted model, not a curated record.